Messenger RNA from Tribolium madens (black flour beetle), 1649 nucleotides. It is a transcript of the gene Ras64B, whose product is annotated as ras-like protein 2. The transcript has 4 exons. Gene Ontology annotation, biological process: signal transduction. Bases 155 to 757 code for a protein of 200 amino acids. Gene Ontology annotation, cellular component: plasma membrane. Lineage: Eukaryota; Metazoa; Arthropoda; Insecta; Coleoptera; Tenebrionidae. The record is from RefSeq and is a predicted model, not a curated record. Gene Ontology annotation, molecular function: GTPase activity; GTP binding; GDP binding.
AGAAUCUUAAAUGUUACUAAAUCUGUGACUAAUUUUUUUAUUGGUAGGUUUAACUUCACGUUUAGUUGUUCUAUAUUUAUUUUUUCCCUAUUUUUAAAUCGGUAGUUGAGUAAAGUCGUCGUAAAUUAGUUUUAAUUUGAAAAAGAAAAUUAAAAUGUCUAAAGUAACGGACAGGCCCAACAGUUAUCAAACAUACAAAUUGGUUAUUGUGGGUGGAGGUGGUGUCGGAAAGUCCGCAAUAACUUUACAAUUUAUUCAGAGCUAUUUUGUUACCGACUACGACCCCACCAUUGAAGAUUCUUACACUAAACAAUGUGUCAUCGACGAUAUCCCCGCAAAACUAGACAUUUUGGACACCGCCGGUCAAGAGGAAUUCAGUGCCAUGCGAGAACAAUACAUGAGAUCAGGUGAAGGCUUCUUACUUGUCUUUUCAGUAACAGAAAGAUCCAGUUUUGAAGAAGUCUACAAAUUUCACAAACAAAUCCUUAGAGUGAAGGACCGCGACGAGUUCCCCAUGUUGAUGGUGGGAAACAAGGUGGAUUUGGAACACCAACGAGUUGUUUGGCAAGAGGAGGCGCAACAGCUGGCAAGACAAUUAAAAAUCCCAUACAUUGAAUGCAGUGCCAAAAUGAGGAUGAAUGUGGAUAAUGCCUUUUACGAACUGGUUCGCGUUGUGCGAAAAUUCCAGUUAUCUGAAAGGCCGCCUCUAAAGACCGGGUAUAUGAAAAGGAACAAGAAAAAAUGCUGCAUGCUGUGAAUGCGCACUCUAGACGCUUAUUUUUAUGUACACAUCACUAAGAUUUUCAUGAUAUUUAAACGUAAUUACGCUGUUAGGACAUAUCUGCACGGUUUGUGUUCUUUCUACAGAUAAAUAAGGGAUCACUUGGUAUAUUUUCCAGUGAGGUUUCUUAAUCAUACAUUUUUUUACACUUAAUAAAAAGUUCAGUACCUAACCACAUUUUCUGUUGAUCCAUGGACACAUUUUUUUUACCCUUAGCACGAGUAUAUUGAAUUUUCAUUGACCCCUUGUUUGUCUGAUUUUUAGCUGUCAAGCUCUAUAAAUAUUGUAUAUAAUAUGUAGCUAUAAAGAGAGGCAGACUUAUAUGAAUAUGACUCAAGCUUUUUUUGUAUAUAAGUUAUUCUCUACCAAAUAGAGUGAAAAACACCAAUUUUAUUUUUAUAUGAAUUAUAUUUUUCUAGGCUACUAGUGGCUAGAAUAGUUUUAUGAAUUUUUUGAGACAAAUAAGAUUGCCUGAUUGUUCAUUUAGAGAUCUCUAUAAAAUUAUUUCAAUUGAAAUAAUUUUCUGUACAUCACAUGAGAUGAUAUUUACAUUGUGUAAUUCCCAUGAACACUGCCAUUUAAUGUUUUAAUAGGCAGAUUCGCUUUAAUAAAGAGUGUCAAUUACAUCUAAUAACCGAGUUACUAAUGAUAUUUAGUUAGACGGUAAUGAACUUGACUCAUUUUAACCUAAACAAAUUUUUCGUUUAUUUUAAACUAAAAUAGCCCUCCUUUACUUAUUGCUUAAUUUAACAAAUUUAUUGCAAGUACAAUUAGAUGUAAUCAACGGUGCUAUUUAUCGCGGGCACACUUCUAGUUAUAAAUUUUAGAUUUGUGUGUUCUAUUUUAACAAAAUAAAUGUUUUAAUGUA